GCGGCGGCGGCGGCGGCGGCGGCUGUAUUUUCCGGGGUGUUCGCUGCGCAAGACAUGAGCAAGACCCUCGUCAGACGCACGUGGGACGGUCGUCGGCGGAAAUGUAAAAACAGCCUGCGGUAGAGCGCGCGCUGUUCGUAGCCGCAAGAUUCGUUGUUGCAGCGACUGGAGCUCUCCAGUCGGGACAAAGGAGCCGCUCAGCUACCGCGUUUCUCUGUGUACUCAGCGUUUGCUUGGCCAUGGCAGCUUUCCGGCGGGACACUACGAAGCGACGAUGGGCUGCGAAAAGUGUCAUUGUGACUGCAUUGGUGGCAUUUGCUAGAACUUCAAAAAUUGAAGCUCGGGCUGCACCGGGAGAUUUCAACCUCUGGGGCAUGGCCACUGGGGCUAGGUCGGUUGAAGUCGUCGUCUUCGUACCAGAGGAGAAGAAUGGGCUGCUGGAUUCGUGCUUCGGCACGCUGUCGGGUCCAGACCAAGAACGCCACUUCAGUUGCGAUGACCACGGAGGCAAGUCAUCCACGGUCACGUUGAAGGGACUCGAACCGGAGACAGAGUACAACUGUACCGUCACAUUCCUCAACGAGCUGGACGACUGCGAAGAAGCAACUAGAACAAAGUCUAUUGUGAUAAAGACGCAGGCUGAACCGACGGAACCGGAUCCGAGCUCCACCACUAGGCCCAACCGAGAUGAAGCUGCUGCUGGCAUGAUUUUUUUACCGACGCCUAAAGUGAUCAUUUUCUCCACGUCUACACUUGUCGCUCUGUGGCAGCGACACAUGAGCAGCAAUUGUAUGAACUGCGGAUCAGCUUGAAUAGCCGUUUCUGAAAUCCCCACCCACUAUAGGUUGAAAACUAAGCAAAUUACAAACAAUGAUGUGGAAGAUGUUCAAGAAGGCAACAUUUGAUUCAUUUUGUUACAAAAGAAGUGACGUACAGUAGAAUCAGUACUUAUUUUGAGUGUUUGUUUCUAUGCUGCUGAAGGUUUCCCACCUGCGGAGUCAUCAGUGGGUGCAGAGGAAGCUCGUUUCACAUGUUUACUUAAUUUAUGAUUGCUAGGAGGUACAGGAAAAGAUGUGUAGCUCUGUUACCUUCUAUUCAUAGGUUGUGCUGAGUCAGCUAAGGAUGCGCUGUCACCUUCUCUUCAUAGGUUGUGCUGAGCCAGCUAAGGAACAAGCUUGUGUCAAUAACUUUUCACUGGACUCAUUGCAUUACAUAUGUGAAACAUGCACUACCGCAAUCUAGAAUAAAAAACAGAAAUGGAACCGAGGACGGAUUGUAGGUAGCACGUGUCUAGCGUUUUCAGUUACUGAGAAUGACUGAGUGCGUAGGUGCAUGAUUUUUGUUCUUUAGUUUGCCAAUUUCGCGAAUGCGCAUGAAUACGUCAUUAAAAUUGUCCUUGGGAUUCCGAUCUGAAUUGUGACUCUAAUUAGCAGAGCCACCAUUCUUUGGAAAUAUUUGGUGACGGUAAUGCGAUCAUCAGUCAUUCCUAUGAUAGAUGUAGGUGAUCUUUUAUGUACUAAAUUGAUUAUAUGGACAAUAAUUGCAUGCCUGUGCCUUAUCCUUAUCUCAUGCGUAAAUCGCUGAACCUUAAGGACACAUCAUCAGAUGCGCGAAUCGGCAAUUUUGCUGCCAGCUGCCGUGACAAACGAUACCAGGACAAAUAUUUAUUGUUGUAUUUACUGCAUCCCAAUUGAAACACGGUAGCUCCACCAUCUCUAUUUUCCUGGCUGCAACUUUGUCGCAAUGACAAUACAUAAAGAGCGCGCACAUGACUCAGGACAGUCAAUAAUGGAUAGGGUGCAAUCACUCUAAUAUAUUUUUAAAGCUACAUGCCUCUUGUGCCCAUUUGGCCGACACAUUCUGAGGCAAGGGACACAAAGGGGAACAGGUAAAUAUGACAUAAACAGUAGCGAGAGGCACAGUGUAAAAUCAUAAGGGAAUGGCUGGGAGGUAAGCCAUCCUGAAAAGGGUACGCUGAGAUUAGAACAGAGAAGUGUCUAGUUUGCACACACAAACAAUCAAGCAAUCAUCGCUGAAUCAUUCACAAGCAGUAAGAUAAGCUUGUGAAAUUAAGGAAACGAGGCCGCGCUUUUGUGGCUUCGUACAUAGCAAACAAACGAGGCCAUGGUCCAAAUACAUUCUGUAAUGUGAACGGCCUGUCAUCUAAGUGCCCUAAAACUGUCCGACGAGAAAUCGUUUAUUUUUGUAUGUUGGACACUCGCACAGAAGAGGUUUGAUCGUUUCUUUUAGACUGCUUGUGUGUCAAGUAGCACUUUACGUGAUUACAAUAAGGAAUGAAUAGGCACUUAGUCGCACUUAGAAAGCACGUAGUCGCCGUUGGCACAGUAACGUUUUUUCCGUCCAAUAAAACUGUGUGAAAGUUGUAAUCUCAUAUGUGCGCCUUUUGCAAUCAAGUGCUAGUUAGUGAACUCUCGCGUAUUACAUUUUCUUAAAAGUUUAUUAUAGCAAGACUGCUGAAGUACCACGCUACAUCCGUUCUCGACAAUGGUAUCGACGUGCACCCACACUUUCCAUGUGCCUCGCUGGCAGCCUUGUCGGUUUUUUCAAUGCCAAGAAUGUUGCACUUCUUAUGAAGCCACUGAAAUUUUAUAUCGUGGCUUUUGUCCACUGCUUGAUGGUAGGGUUAUUGUAUCCCUACCGCCAAUUGUUCGUGUGGACCACGACACGGAUCUAAUAAGAGCGAUUGUAGGGCUGCCUUUAAAUCGCAGAAUUUAGCGCAGUUAUUGGGUGACUGUUGAUGUAAAUAAAGC
Dermacentor albipictus is the source of this 2771-nucleotide messenger RNA. RefSeq lists its product as uncharacterized. The record is from RefSeq and is a predicted model, not a curated record. NCBI's taxonomy places the organism in Eukaryota, Metazoa, Arthropoda, Arachnida, Ixodida, Ixodidae.